AUGAGCCUUGAACACAACAGGCUGGGGACAGAUGAGAGUCUGUACUCAAGGGUUUUCCAGCAAGACGCUGCAGGAGAUGCUACUCAUGACUGUGACUCACAGGGACCAAGUAAAGACACGGUUCAUGCAGGGAAGACCCUCUACAAAUGCAAAUAAUGUGGGAAAGUGUUCAACGAGAAUUGCCACCUUGUUUGACAUCAGCGGGUUCACACUGGAUGAAGCCUUAGGAAUGCCACAUGUGAAAAGGUAGAUUUUGCUCGACACAUGAAGAAUCACACCAGGGAGAAGCUCUGUAAGGGCACAGAGUGUGGGGAGGUCUUUAACGAGAGGCCACACCUCACGCACCACCAGCAGAUCCACACUGGCAGGAAGCCCUCUAAGUGCAGUGAAUGUAGAAAGACCUUCAACUAUCACUCUGUUUUUGUCCAGCGUAACAUGACCCACAAUGGUGAAAAACCCUUUGAGUGUGGGAAAGCCUCUCACUACAACUCUUCCUUAACUCAACACAGGAGGAUUCACACCAGAGAGAAGCCCUACACAGGCAGCAAAUGUGGAAAGACCCCCUUCUGCUCUGACUUUAUCUGACACGGUAAGACCAUCACAGCACAAAAGCCCUAUGAGUGUAAAGAAUGUGGGCAAGGUUUUUCCUACAGCUUCUCCCUCACUCAACACACCAUAAGUCACACUGGAGAGAAGCCCUAUGAGUGCAGUGAGUGUGGAAAGGCCUUUGCCUGCCACUUUGCUUUCAUCCAGCAUACGACGAUACACAUUAGAGAAAGGAAACAUUGA
Molecule: messenger RNA, 789 nt
Organism: Ailuropoda melanoleuca (giant panda)
Lineage: Eukaryota; Metazoa; Chordata; Mammalia; Carnivora; Ursidae
Gene: ZNF80
Product: zinc finger protein 80
Biological process (GO): regulation of immune system process; regulation of cytokine production; negative regulation of transcription by RNA polymerase II
Cellular component (GO): nucleoplasm
Molecular function (GO): DNA-binding transcription repressor activity, RNA polymerase II-specific; RNA polymerase II cis-regulatory region sequence-specific DNA binding
Source: RefSeq, a predicted model, not a curated record